This is a messenger RNA of Ruditapes philippinarum (Manila clam), 990 nucleotides long. Its product is annotated as tetraspanin-15-like. The record is from RefSeq and is a predicted model, not a curated record. Lineage: Eukaryota; Metazoa; Mollusca; Bivalvia; Venerida; Veneridae. The transcript is spliced from 8 exons. Gene Ontology annotation, cellular component: membrane. The coding region runs from base 21 to 875 and encodes 284 amino acids.
UCCCGAACAAAGCUGCCAAGAUGGCGGUCGAGUUUGAUGGUGAUAGAAUGCUUAAAAACAAUCAUAAUACAAAUUCUGUGCACCCAAAAAGACCGCUUUGUGCUUGCACAUCAUACAGCUGCAACAAACUUUUCUUGUUUUUGCACUCAUGUUUUUUCGUGGUAAUUGGAGCAGGUUUAUUGCUGGUAGGAGCUUGGAUAGAGUUACAGAACAAGGAUUAUGAGUCUGUUAACAAGGUGCUGUUUAUACCAGCUCUCAUGCUUAUGUCAGUGGGUUUUGUUAUCAUGAUUAACUCAUUAAUCGGUGUAGCCGGCACAGUCAGAGAGAAUAGCUGUCUCCUUAAAACAUUUCUGGUGGUUACAGUGCUUGCAUUCUUCACUCAAAUUGCUAUUGGCGUGUUAGCAUUUGUACACAGACAGAAGGUCCCUGAUUUAGUGAGCAACAAUUUUAUGUUCCUUGUUGAAGAGUAUCAUCAGAACCAGUAUUACAGAAUGGCUGUAGAUCAUGUCCAAGUUGGUUUUCAUUGUUGUGGAUUUGAUUCGUACAUGGAUUAUGAUAACAACUCGCAGUUCACCUGCAGCUCUACUUUACCUCAACAAUGCGGAGUACCUUGGUCAUGUUGUAAAAAACCUCGGGAAGGUGGAUUUAAAGUGAAAUGUGGAUAUGGAACCAGAUAUAACUCAACUAUGCCUGUAGACAAGAUAAAUACAAUGGGUUGUACAGAUGUAUUUCUAACAUGGCUCAGCUGGAACCUUGAUAUGGUGGGCAUAGUAGGACUUGGAUCUUCUAUUCCACAGAUUGUUGGUAUUUUGCUGGCAUAUUUUUUCAUACGUCAAGUUAGAGAGAUGAAGAUGUGGUAUCGAGUAGGCAUGUGAAGAGUGAAGUGGUCAUCAGCAAGAUUACAACAGCUAUCCUGAAUCAGAUCAGCACAUUUACAGCUGAAUUAAUAUUGCCAAAAUUUAUACAACCUUCGAAACAACAAGAUAAGAG